AUGUCAUACCCUCAGCUGACGCCGGCGCGACCGGUGCCCGGCGCCUUUUUAAACACGCCAGCAGCUUCACGAUUUGCAGGCAACGACAACGAGCCCGUCAGACGGCGCCUGUUUUUGGACGGUGACGGAGCCCAGGGAAGCACAACGACUGGAACCAGCGGCGCCCUGGUGGGAGGAUCGAGCUUCGCCCCUGCGACGGUCUCUUCGGUCGGUACGAGUGGCGGACUGGUCUCGACGUCGCAAACUCCCCAGCAAAACCUGCCGCCGGUCACAAGAGCUGCGCAGGCGGUCAACCAAUUCUUGCAGGCCGAUGAGAACUACCCGGAACUGGAUUUGUACUGUAGGCCAGGCGCAUCCUCCGAGUAUGACUACAGCUCGCUCGAUUCGGCGUGGGCCCCCUUCCACAAGACGCAGAUGUACCCCAUCCCGAACCAGGUCUUCAGCCACUACAACACCGGCCAGUUGCAGACGUUGAUGGGCUUGUUCGCGGAGAUCAACCACGCAUGGGUUGUGAUCGACAACUCGCUCUUCCUCUGGGACUACACACACCCUGACCCUGAGCUCAUCGGCUUCGAGGACCAGCCUCACACGAUCCACGCAGUCGCCCUGGUGUCCCCGAAGCCCGGCAUCUUCGUCAACUCCAUCACCCACAUCCUUGUCGUCGCGACUUCGUCCGAGAUGAUUCUCCUCGGUCUUUCUGCCGAACCGACCCCCUCCGGAACGAAGACGGUUUCGCUCUACAGCACGAAGUUGAACCUCCCGCUGCGAGGCACCGAUGUCCGAGUCAUUGCUGGCACUGCGGACGGUCGCAUCUUCUUCGGCGGAAGCAACGAUACCGAUAUUCACGAGCUGUACUACCAGCAGGAGGAGAAGUGGUUCUCGAACAGAUGCGGCAAGAUCAACCACACCAACCCCGGUUGGUCGUCUGUGGUCACCCUUCAGAGUGGCUUCUGGCAGCACAAGUCUCCCGAGGGCCUUCAGAGCAUCGUCAUUGACGACUCGCGGAAACUGGUCUACACUCUGUCCACCAGGUCUACCAUUCGAACGUACCACAUGGACGGGCCUAACAAGCUCACCAAGGUUAUCGAAAAGGAGAGAAACGCGUGUCUACGUGACAUUACCCACAUGAUCACCCAGUCGCCCUUGCUCAACGAGCGCACAACGAUCGUCUCGAUUAGUGCUAUCCCCUCCCGAGAGGCCUCAAAGUUGCAUCUUAUGGCACUCACCAACACCGGAUGCCGGUUGUUCCUCAGCGCCACAAGCUCUGCUUCCUACAUGAUUGGUGGCGUGUCUUCUAAUACCCCCCCUCAAAGCAUGCAGGUUCAGUAUAUCAAGUUCCCUCCGGCGGAAAACCCUGCCCGCGCCAGCACGAAUACUGCCGGCGAGACAAUAAUCGAUUUCUCCUCAAAAGCCCUGGCAAUGAGCAGACUCGGUGCUCGUUUCGCUCCAGGAUACUUCCUCGACUUCGUCGUCAAGGAGUCCGAGCCCAACAACGACCAGCUUUUCGUUUCUGCCCCCGAGACCGGCCGCAUCAAGACCAACGCAUCAUCUCAACAACUCAAGUACUACGAACACGGCAACUGGAUCGAUAUUGGAAGUAGAGCUGAAGAUGUAGGUUUGGUAACGAAGCCAUUUGCUGCUGCGAACCAACCCAUUGGUUUUGGAAACGAGCUCGCUGUUCAGUUUGAUGAGCCUUCGACCGAGUUUGCCAUUCUCACGAAUACCGGUGUCCACAUCAUCCGCCGCCGCCGACUGGUCGACACUUUCGCUUCUGCCAUCCGCGGUGCCGUAGGCGAUGAGGGGUUGGAACUGGAGACGCGCAAGUUCAUUCAGCGAUAUGGCCGGGUAGAGACAAUCUCCUGUGCUCUGGCGGUAGCUUGCGGACACGGUGGCGAUGCUCGACCUGGAGCCGCUCGCGCUAUGGACCAGGCCACGGAAGAUCGCGCUCGUACUGUUUUCGUUGACUACGGUGGGCAGCCCUCAAUCACCGAGACCGACGGCACACAACUCAACACCACCUCCGUCCGCCUUUCUCCUAGGCAUGACGCCCUCUGUGUGUACAUCACUCGCCUGAUCCGAACCUUGUGGAAGAACCAUGUGGUUGUCCCUGCCGUGAGCCCCACCGGAGGCGUCACAAUCGGAUCAAGAGUGCCUCUUGCCAAGCUUUUGUCGAUUCAAGAGCAGCUUGAGCGCCUUCGCAGAUUCCUCGAGGCUAACAAGAGCUUCAUCCAAGGCCUAUCUGGCCCCUCUGAUCUCCAAAGAGUGGCGAGCAAACAAGAGGAGGUUGCCCUCCAGGCCGAGCACCAGGCUCUGCACGCGCUCCAGAAGCUGAUGGAGAGCAUUUCAGAAGGCAUUUCUUUCGUUUCAAUGUUGUUCGACGAGCGGGUCAGCGACAUCUUCACCAGACUUGACGCCCAAGCGCAACAAGAACUGAAGGAACUCACAUACGAGAAGCUGUUUUCGCAGGCUCCUGGAAAGGAGCUGGCCAAGCUGCUUGUCAAGUCGAUUGUCAACCGCAACAUCGAGAGCGGUUCCAACGUGGAGACUGUGGCUGAUGCCCUGCGUAGGAGAUGCGGCAGCUUCUGCAGCCCUGAUGAUGUUGUCAUUUUCAAGGCCCAAGAGCAGUUGAAGAGAGCAUCCGAGCAGCCUUUGAACAGCAACCCGUCACGCACACUGCUGCAUGAGAGUUUGAGGCUUUUCGAGCGCGUCGCCAACGCCCUUUCCUUCGCCAACCUGCACAACGCUGUGGCUCAGUACAUUGAGCUGAAAUACUAUGCAGGCGCAAUCCAGCUUUGCCUGGUCGUCGCCCGCGAGAAGGACAGAGGCAACAGCGCCCUUUCCUGGGUCCACGACGGCAAGCCUCCAAACGACCCUCGGGCUAAUGCCUUCUCGGAACGUAGAAAGUGCUACGAGUUGAUUCACGAGGCUCUGCAGCACUUGGAUGCCGCCUCAAGUAGGGAGCCGGAGACGAUCGAUGGCAGGUUGACACUGAUUGGCACCAAACGCCUGGAGGCAUACAGUGUGGUGAACGAUUCGGAUGAUGAGGUCUUCCACUUUGACCUCUAUGAGUGGUACAUCGAACAGGGUUGGACCGACAGAAUUCUGGCCAUCGAGUCACCUCACGUUAUCACAUACCUCCAGAGCCUCGCCAGGUCUAAUGUUGGACACGCCGAGCUUCUCUGCAAGUUCUACACUCAGCGUGAGAGAUACUUCGAGGCAGCCCAGGUCCAGGCCGACCUCGCCAACUCCGACUUCGACCUUGGUAUCAAGGAGCGCAUUGUUCUUCUCAGCAAAGCCAAGGGCAACGCCAGUGUCGCCACUGCCGGCAUCGGCAGGCAACAACAGCAGGUCCUGGCCCACGAGGUCAGCGAGCUCCUCGACAUCGCCAACAUCCAGGACGAUUUGCUCGAGAGGCUCAAGGCCGACAGCCGAAUUGCACCGGAGCGUAAGGCGGAGAUUCAAGAGGCUCUCGACGGUCAGAUAUUGUCGCUGUCAGAUCUCUUCAACCAAUACGCCGACCAAGCAAAUUACUACGACCUGUGUCUUUUGAUCUACCACAGCGCCGACUACCGCAACCCUAGCACAAUCUCCCAAACGUGGGUCAGCCUAAUUGAGCAAAUCCACCAAGAGGCCGUCGACCGCAUGGAGGAGGCUGGCCCCGGCAUUCCUGUCCUGCCGUCGCCGUACGAGUCUGUGUCUGUCAAGGUGCAGAACAUCGCCCACCGCACAUCACUCGACAGCUUCAUCUUCCCUGUGCCAGUCCUCCUUCCCGAAGUCUGCCGCUACGCCGUUGAGUACCACCAGGAUGCUGAGAUUGGUGCCGACCCCACAUGGCCGGUCCAGCUCUUCAUCAGCCUGGGUGUCUCCCACGACAUGGUUACUCGCGUUCUCGAGAGCGUCUUCGACACACAGGACUACGGCUUCAGCGGCAACAACCGUAACCGCAUUAUCGAGCUCAUUGUCUUCGCAGUCGAUGUCUGGCAACGCGAGGUGAAGCGUCGCGGCGGCGCCUCUCUGAAGGGUGACGGUGCUAUCGGUGCCUGGGUUAAGGAUCUGCUGAGCAGAUGCGAAUCGUCCUUGCCGCCUGCGGGCCACGGCUCGAACCCUGGCGGUGCGGAUUUGGCGGAGGUGCGCAGACGUCUGCGUGCUGUCAGGAGGGAAGUUGAUGGUCUCGUGGAGAGGGGGCCGUCGGGAAGCUUGCGCUUCAUGUAA
Molecule: messenger RNA, 4212 nt
Organism: Colletotrichum chrysophilum
Lineage: Eukaryota; Fungi; Ascomycota; Sordariomycetes; Glomerellales; Glomerellaceae
Exons: 3
Coding region: 1-4212 (1403 amino acids)
Biological process (GO): protein import into nucleus; protein localization to nuclear inner membrane; RNA export from nucleus
Cellular component (GO): nuclear pore inner ring; nuclear pore
Molecular function (GO): thiamine pyrophosphate binding; structural constituent of nuclear pore; magnesium ion binding
Source: RefSeq, a predicted model, not a curated record